CAGGGUAAAAAAAUAAAAAUAAAUAUAUAUAUACACUAGGGCAGGUCUGCCCUACGGGUGAGAUAAAAAUUAACAAAUAAUUUAAAUAGUUAGAGUAAAUAUUUAAUAUAAAUUAUUAUUUUAAAAUAUACGUAUUAGUUAAAUUUUGUACAUGAUAUUGUAGACUAAAUAAAACAUGUUAUCUGAAAAUUAGUUAUGAGUUUUUAAAAUAAUUAUUACUUGUUAUUUUAAAAAAUAUGAUUUUCAUUUUUCUUUUAUUAAAGGAUUUAAGAUGAUUUGCUUUCGUUGAGUAAUUUAUGUUUUAAUUAUAUAUUAAGAAUUGGAUGUGAGGUUACAUCAUUUCUUGUUAUUUUCUGAGUUGGACGACCAUAAAAAAUCCUGAGAUUCUUUUUUUUUUACAUUUUUGUUAGUAGAAAAGAAACAAACCUGCAAAUAUUUUUUGUUAAUUUUAUAUACUUUAGUGUAUUUAUCUUAUAUUUUUACUAAAUUUAGUUUUUACAGUAGAUUAUUGUUGAAAUUUUGUUUGAGUUAAAAUGUAUAAUUAAUUAUAAAAUUAUUUAUGUAAUAUUAUAUAUUUAGUUAAUAUAUUUGACCAGAUAAUAAAAAAUAUACAUGUUUGCUAUAACUUUUUAUAUUUAUAAAGAUAUUUGAAAAUCAGUGAAACUAUGUUAACGGAUUAUAGUUUUUGAAAUAAAUGUUACUGAUUAGUUGGAAAAAUGUUACUGGUUAAUUUUCAUAAUAAAAGUCAUUGUUUUGAUUAUAAAUUUACUAAAUUUUACAAUAGAUUAUUGUUGAAAUUUUAUUUGAGGUAAAAUGUAUAAUUAAUUAUAGUAUUAUUUAUGUAAUAUUAUAUAUUUUAUUAAUAUAUUUUAAUAUUUUAUUAAUAUAUUUUACACAAAUAAGAAAAUUAAUAUUCAUAUGUUGCUUGAAUUUUUUUAAUUCAUUAUAUUUUAAAAUCAAGUAAACUAUUUUAUCUGAAUAGAGGAUUUUGAUUUUCAGAAUGAAUGUUAUUGAUUCAUUUUCCUAAUAAAAAUUUUUAGUUUCUGAAAAUCACUGUUUUAAUUAUAAGUUAAUUUGUGGAUGUACUUUUUCAUCAUUUUGUUAAAUUUUAUGGAGAAUUGCCUAAUUUUGUUUUCUUGAUCGUUGAGUGAUGGUACAUGAAAAAAUGUACAUUACUUUUGUUCUUAUUUUUUUUCUUUAUUUUUGUGACAAUUUUAUUUUGUUCUCUAAUUUCAUAAUAUUGUGAACUAUAUUAUGUGUUUUAAUUAAGUUCUUUUUUUGCAAAUACACUGAUGAUAUAAAUUUAUUUAGUUGACAUUGUGCAAUUAAUUAUAAAAUUGAUAGAUUAUAUUGUAUUAAAAAUUUGGUCUGGAUAAGGAAAACAUGUUAUUUUCUACGAAUAGUUAUCAUAUAUAAUCAAAUAUCAACCUACUGCUAGAUCUCUCCAAACUGAAACUAAUUAAUUUAUUUCUUCGCAAAUUAAAAAUUACAAACUCAUUUCUCCAUGACUUAGUAGUUAAAAUCUAAUAAUCUAUACACUAUGUUUUUAGUCGGUUUACUAUCUACCAAAUAAUAUUCAAUCACAUUAACCAAACCAAAGUCUAAUUUCAACCAAAUCUAACCCAAACAGCUAAGCUAGCCUGAUUUAUUCGGCUUCUCUAUUUGAUUAUUCUUCAGUUCGUGAUAAAGCCAUUUCUCAGCAUCUUUGCAUUCAACAAAGCACGAUGUGAUAAAAAAAAAAAGCACGAUGUGAUGUUCUUUGUCACAAUGCUCUAUUGCUCUUUCUUUAGAUGAUCCCAUUAUCACAUUGAUGCAAAGUCACAAUAACCCUAAUCUAUAUAUAUAUAUAUAUAUAAAGCCAAAAACACCAAAACAAAAUACUAAUCUUCGAUUUAUGAAUCAAAACCAAAAAUCAUAAUUUCUCAUUGAAUCCUGCAAUUGAAACAUAAAAUAGAACAAAAUAGAAGAGUUAUCCAUCCACUCGUAAUAUUAUGAUUCUUAAGUUCUUAACCCAAUUGGACAAGAUAAUCAAAUAAAAAAAUUGUUGAAAGGUAGAUACGGAAAAAUCAGAAAACUACAGAAAUAAUGUAUUCAUGCCAAAUUUCUUGUUUGUAGGCUGAUUCAGAGCUACAACAUCAGUAACACGACCACUGCAGAUUCCACGGAAAAUCCCCAGCAAAUAUUAUACUCUCACCACAUUUAACGUUUCAUGCUAUCCAGAAUCUGAGCAGCUUCCUCGAGAUUAAUUGUUCUUGAAAAAAUGUUGUUUCCAGUACAAAAGAGAUACCUGAUCAUCAGAAAGACCCGUUCUUUAAGCCUUGGGAUUCCAUUACUCCAUACGGAUCUCAACUUAAAUCAUAGAAUCUGAAGCAAGUAGCUAAAAUUCAACUAACACAUCUGCUGCUUCAUCAUAUAUAUGUGUAUAUAUAUAUUGUUUUGUGGAAGUUCUACUAAAGUUAAAAUCUAAAGAUGAUGCUAACAAUAAGUAACUUACGAUGGUGCUAAAAUCAUGAAGAAGAAUUGAAUUACGAUGAAAAAAAUAGAAAAAAAAAAGAAUCUAGCUUGGUUUUACCGAGAUUGGUACAUGAUGAAUGAACUCGUCUUGGAAGCAUUGGCAUAAGAGAUCGAAAUAGGAUCCUGGUUGGUCCGCGUAGUUAAUCCUCAUGCGAGAGUUUAUCGGCUAAUAAUGAUUGUGAGCAAAGACCUGAUGAAUUUUACGGAUGCAAACUAACCUAUAUACAUACAGAUUCACCGACUGGAAGGUAGGAGGACGUAUUAAUUGUAAAACCGUGGAAUGAAUGGGGUAGAUGGAGUUAAUUAUAAUUUUAAUGAUAAUGAAUGUAUGCAGCCGAAUUUCAUAAUGGUGCGCGUUCUCAGAAGAGGAUGGGAAGAGUUGCAAGCGAAUCGAUGCAGAAGACGGAUACCACCAAAGAAGGAGCUCUAUUGUCGGAUUAAAGCAACAGCGGCAACCCUAACUAUUCCGUGAAAGAGAAGAAGAUGAAGACAAUAGCUUAUUGGGCUUCCAGAAAAAAUCUAUAUCAGCAGCCCAAAAACCUUCAAAUAUACACGGAAAACAAAAGCCCAUAAAUUUCAAAGUUAAUGAAGUGUUGCGUUUAAUACAACCGGGACACGUGUCGGCUUCUCAAAACUCGAAUUAGUGACGUAUCUGCUUACGUGGACAGCCUAGGAAGAAAGGAAACUCAACUUUAUAUAUAAAGAAUUGUUUUGUGGAAGUUCUCUACUAAAGUUAAAAUCUAAAGAUGAUGCUAACAAUAAGUAACUUACGAUGGUGUUAAAAUCAUGAAGAAGAAUUGAAUUACGAUGAAAAAAAGAAAAAAAAGAAUCUAGCUUGGUUUUACCGAGAUUGGUACAUGAUGAAUGAACCCGUCUUGGAAGCAUUGGCAUAAGAGAUAGAAAUAGGAUCCUGGUUGGUCCGCGUAGUUAAUCCUCAUGCGAGAGUUUAUCGGCUAAUAAUGAUUGUGAGCAAAGACCUGAUGAAUUUUACGGAUGCAAACUAACCUAUAUACAUACAGAUUCACCGACUGGAAGGUAGGAGGACGUAUUAAUUGUAAAACCGUGGAAUGAAUGGGGUAGAUGGAGUUAAUUAUAAUUUUAAUGAUAAUGAAUGUAUGCAGCCGAAUUUCAUAAUGGUGCGCGUUCUCAGAAGAGGAUGGGAAGAGUUGCAAGCGAAUCGAUGCAGAAGACGGAUACCACCAAAGAAGGAGCUCUAUUGUCGGAUUAAAGCAACAGCGGCAACCCUAACUAUUCCGUGAAAGAGAAGAAGAUGAAGACAAUAGCUUAUUGGGCUUCCAGAAAAAAUCUAUAUCAGCAGCCCAAAAACCUUCAAAUAUACACGGAAAACAAAAGCCCAUAAAUUUCAAAGUUAAUGAAGUGUUGCGUUUAAUACAACCGGGACACGUGUCGGCUUCUCAAAACUUGAAUUAGUGACGUGUCCGCUUACGUGGACAGCCUAGGAAGAAAGGAAACUCAACUUUAUAUAUAAAGAUAUAUACUUAACAAUAAUUACUAAGAAUAUACUCACAGAUAACAUUUUUUAUAAACUAGCUAUGUUUCAUGAUCAUAAAGGGUGAUGUUUUGCAUGAAGAAGACAGACUUUUCAACAAAAUUAAUGUUUUAUCCAUAUUCUUUUAGAUGUGUUCAAAAAAUAAUCCAUACUUUUUAGAAUAUUAGUUUAUUGAGAAAAAAUAUAUAGUAUAAUUCUUUUAAUUUUUUUCUUAAUUUAUUUGCAAAAUCAUGAAACGAAGUUAUUUGAGCAUUAGAAAUUGACCCGGGCUAUUUUGAAUUGCUUUAAACUUAACAUCAUUAAUAAAUUAUACUUAAUCACAUUGGAAUCCAUAUAUUUUCUUACCCAAGAACUUGUUUAAGAGAUGUGAAUACGUGAUGGAGUUUUAAAGAUGUUGGAAGGACAUUAUUCAUAAAGGAUUGGGAAAACUACCACCAGCUCUCAAGUAGCAUACCCACCAAACAAUAGAACAUAUUAUAUGUAACAUUUUGUAAUUUCCUGAUUACAUAAGGCUAAUAGACCUCAACGCUUAACUCGGUUUUUGGGUUCACUCUAUGCAAUGGACAGUGCGUUAAUUUUGGAAGAAAAAAAUAUUUGCUUACUGAUUCUGCAAUCACCACGAUAUUGCAAAUUACUAAGUCACACAUCAUUUGAUUAUUUCUAGCUCAAGCAUAUGUUUAACUCUGAAGUUUUCUAUGGAUGUAUAGCCGAAAAGAUCAGUGCAUCUUGUUGAAAUAGAUAGUUAAAUCCGUUAUUUUAAGAAUUUCAACAUACACUACCACAUACCACAGACUAGAAUAUUACAUUUUCCCCUCUCACAAAAACACAAUUUCUUUUUGUUGCACCCCAAGAUUGUCACUAAUGUUGAUGUGUGCCCACACAUGAUUCCACACUCGUCUUCUUCGGUUUUGAUACCACUUGUAACACCCUAGCCGCCCACGGUUAUUUGGCCUCCUAUGCAUGUUCACUUGGCCCAUAGGUCCACUCCGUGCGACGGUCGGUGUGUAAUUUCCAGAGAUUCGAAGUAGUUGUUUAUUGACUAUGCAAUUAUCCUGUGAUCUUUUUCCGUGCUUUGGUAUUACUCGCAUGAUAUUGCGAAUCACUUCCAGAUAUGUUACACAUCUUUUGGCUACUCCAAUUCAACUACACUUAACUCAAGAUGUUUUUAGAUAUGUGUCCAAAAAUAAUAAAUGUACUUUGUUGACAUAGAUAACCAAAUCAGUUUUUUUUUUCACAUCAACCAAAUCAGUUUCCUUAAACCUUUUAACAUACAUGACAAUAUAUCAGAAUGUUACACAUUUUCUUUAAUAUUGACCGGAUCACUACAUUAUAUUAACACCUUAAAUGAUCAGAUUUCCAGAAUAAAUAGUGCAUAACUAACAAACAAUAUGGCUAUACAAAAAAAAAAACUAAACAUCAGCUACGUUACCACAUGAACUAUGGAUUUCUAUAUAUGCUCAGGUGACUUAAUUUCACAACAAAACUAUUCACUAUCAUCGUAGAUAGACUAUUUAGUAUUGGGAAAUUUGAAACAACAAACGUAAGAUUAUAAGUUAUAUUAAAAACCAAAAACUCAUAAUGUCAGUCAACAAUAGGUAAAGACAAUAUGAACAUAUAUGAUACCUCAUCCUUUCAGAAUUGACUAUCAUUAUAUGCUCUCCUAUGUUCAAAUCCGACCAAUUCUUCUUUUUUUGUUUACAUGGAGAUUUCUUUGGGCCUAUGGAAGGAUCCAGACUAAUCCACAAGGAAAGUGCAACCCACGUAGAUGUCAAAGUAGAACGCAACACGCACACUAUGUCUAAGUAGCCCAUUAGAACGGCAUGUAUGGACAUGUGUAUUCAAACUACAACCCUCUGCGGACUACUCUGCACAGACCAAAACAAAAUUGGUACUAUAACAUAUGUCACCAAACCAAAUAAUAUCAUGACUCAAUCUACAUUCACUCAUCUCUCAUCUAUGUUGAAAACAAUUCAAUUUUACUAGAUCUUAAUUUAUAUCAUUUACAAAUACUUAUAAUUACAUGAAUUUAAUUUUUCUCCCACAAAAAUAUUUUUAAUCUAUAAAUUACUUUUAAGAUCUACUAUAUGAAAAUACUUCCAGAAAAAAACCACAGAAGAGUUUUGAGGAUUAUAUUUGUAAAAAUGCAUACUUGUUUUUUGUUUGGUCACAAGGUAGUGUAAACUUUUGCAUUUAAAAUCAAGUUUUAGGUCAUUUUUGGCAAAUUUCCUAUUAUUUAUUCUAUUUUUCAUAGCUAUACAAUUUUUGUUACUAAAACUUUCAAAAAUUUCUACAUUUUUAAAUGAUAUUUUUAUCGUAAUAUCAUUUAUUUCUUUUAUGUAUCUACAAAUUUUUAAAUACUAUUUAGCUUUAAUUUUUCAUAAUUAUGCAAUUUUUAUAACAAUUUUUUAUUAAUUUUAUACAAGUUGAUUUAAUAUUUUUAAUCAAAAAUAAUAGAUAAAAAAUAUAUAAGAUAAUAAUUUUGAAUAUAUACGUAUAUAUUUUCUUAAAUAUAAUUUAAAUAAACAAAAUUAUUUUAUCUUAAUUUAUGCCUAAUUAAAUCAAAUUGAUAUUAAAAUAUUUAUAAGAAAAUAAUAAUAUAUAUAUUAAUAAAAUUUUAUUUUAAAUAUAAUUAUAAUGAAAAUAAUUAUUACUGCACAUGGUGCAGAAAAUCACCUAAUAUAUACAAUAUGAGAAGUAUAUGUAAUAUUGUUAUUCUAAUAUUAUACUAAUGAUUGGGUAAAAAUAUUUAUAUGUAAAUUUAUGUGUCCAAUUUCAAAUUUUCGAAACAUAUUAUUAUGUUCAGAAAAAAAUCUAUGUUUUUAUAUGUAAAUUAAAAUUUUGAAUAAUCAUUAUUUUAGGAUAUAAAAAUGAUUAAGAUUGGAUGGAAAAUGUGAAAAGGGUAAAUUUGAAAUAUACAGAAUAAUGUAUUUGAUGAUUACUUACCUAUUUAAGUUUUUUGAUGGUUAUACAAUGCAAAUUCUCUUUUUAUAAGCUAGUUUUUUUUUGUUCUUUGUCAAUAAUUAUCGACAAUGCUAAUAAAAAAGGUAGAGCAUUGGUUUACUUAAAUUACAGCUAAUUACUACAUUUUUGUUUCAAGUCCAGCUAAGUAUGUUGUAUUUAACAUAAAAGAAAAUAGAAAUUACGAAGUAAAAUUUUUUUUUUGAAAAAGGAAAAGAAUCUCAUAAUACUUUAUCUUUUCUUACCUGCUGACAAAAUCUCAAAAGGUUUAGACUUUCCACAUUCUGACAACAUACAUAAAAUUCAAAACAGUAACGGUUGCUGAUAGAAUUUUUUUUUAAAGUAACGGUAGCAAAAUAUAGAUAAAAAUGCUAAAGCAUAGAUACUCUUGUCAGUCAGAGAAUUGCUGUCACAAGAUAUGAAAGGCGACUGAUUGGGUGAAUCCAUUGGUAACAAGUAACAACCAUUUCUUUUUGUCAACUUCUUCCGUAUAUAACAAAUUUUAUUUUACUCUUUUUAUUGCUAAAAUUUGGUUCAAUCUUUUUUUUUUUUGUUUUUACUGAGAUUUGGUGCAAUCUUACUUUACUCUUUAUAGAAACCCUUAAAUAACAUUAGGAUUUUGAGAAGAAAAAACAAAAUUACACAAAUAAAAAAUUUCUUUAUAUUUUUCUUUCUAACAAAAACAAAAGAAACAUAUCUAUUUUAAGUCAAGAUAUUGAUUUUAUCAACUACUCGGUGUCUAUCAUCCUUUUUAGCUUGGGAUAAUAUUAGUCUUAAUUUUGAAUUAUAUAGUUGUAUAUUUUAUUAAUUCAUAGAUCUUUGUCAAUGCAACUAUAAUUAGCUUUUUUAAGUUAAAAAAAACUAAUUAGUUGUUUUCUAAAGGGUAUUUACGAAUAAAGGGUAUUUAAUACAUGUUAUAGAAUAGCUAAGAAUAAAACAUUAACAAAGUGUUAAAUGAAAAAAUUAACCAAAAAUAAAUAUUUUGUAUGAAAAAUGCAGUAUGCCUUAUCAAUAGUGCACGUAUAACUAACAUUUUUAGAUUAGUAUACCUCUCGUUUGCUAUUGUAGUCUGGAUUCUAUCUUAUUAAUGCAAGUAGUUGUUUGACAAAAAAAAAAAGAUUAGUAUACCUUAGAGAUUUCACAAGCAUUACUAAUAAUUUUAAUGAAAAUGUAGUACACUUCGAAUUUGAAUGACAUAGAAAUAUCUAAUUUAACGAAUAAUCAAUUGAUAUAAUCUACUAUAUUUUAUUUAAAAAAUAUAAAAUAUUAUUUUAACAUUCUAUUAUUAAUUGUGACACUAAAAUUUAUCAUUAACUUAUCCAAUGUCGUUAUUUAGAAUGAUUAAUUAAUAUACAACGCCGCCAUUCGAUCCAACGUACUAAAGUUUAUAGUGAAUUUUGAUUUAUAAAUCUAACUACCCGUAGUAACUAGUAUGAUAUAUUCACACAAAAAUAUCAGAAGAAUAAGUUGGUAUGAUUGACAUCAAGUAUAUUGCUAGUUUAGUAAUGUAUUAGUGAAAUUUUGAACUAGUGAAAUUAUUUUGAUUUCUUCACCGUAACAAUAAAUGAAGAUUUUAAUCAAAACAAUAAAUAAAUAUUUUAAAAAACAAGUUUUCACCACGUGUCAUUACAAAAAGAAGAAAAAGACCUCAUGGUGUAUAUAUAUAUGGUAUUCUUCUAAGUUUUCCCCUUUUCCAAUUCUUAUAUCUCUCAGUUUUCCCCAGUAGCAGUAAGCCUCUCUCCUAUCUUUCAGUUUCUUUGCAUAUACAAUUCUUAUUCAUACUGAUUAUAUAUAUAUAUCAAUUUUUAUAUAUUUUAUUUCAAUUCAGAUUUGAGUUUCUUUCUUCAUUGUUUCAAUUUAUUCAGAAUCUUUUCUUCUUCUCUUCACUGAUCUUGAUUUAUAUUUUGCUUAUAGUGUUUCUUGAAUCUGAGUUUUUUUAAGCUUUCAUUGUUUAAAUAACUUUUGUUUUGUAUUUUGUUAUUUGCAUAUUCAAGUGAAUUUUUCAUGAUUUUUUUCGUUUUGAUGAUGGAUUCACUGAUUGGAGUUUCAUGUUUUUGGAUUUAUGUUAUUGUUAAGCCUCUUUGAAGUACAUGUUUUACAUAAUGUUUUGAUACUAUCGUUAUUCCAGUUCAACCCCAUAUAAAUGUUACGGAUUUCGGCUGCGGAUAUAAAAUACUAUGUAACUUUUAGAUUAACGAUAUUCAGAAUACAUAACCUAUAUGUAACUUGAUUUUUAAUAUUUUAACAUAAAAUACUAAUUAGAUGCCUACAAAUUAAUUUUCAUGAUUUAUUUCAAGGUUCGAUUGUUGAAAAUGUUUCAAUUUGUUAUAUUCCCCGACUAUGGGUCUCUGACUAAUGUUUAAGUAGCAUGAUUUGUGUACAAUAGAUGAUUCAACAUUUCUAACAUUUAUGAAGAAUUGUUGUAUUUACAAUGUUAAUCAAAGCCAUCAAUUUUUAUUCAUUUUAAUUAUCUCACUUAGGAAAAGCAGGCAAUAUGGAUUUGUAUGAAGAUAUCUUCAACGAUCAGUCGUUGCAAUUUAGUCCUUUGCGAUUAUCACCGUCACCAGAACCAUUUACUUCGAUCGUGGGUGUUUUACAAGAUCCUCUAGUGGAAGAAACUGAGAAUGUGCGGGAAGAGACUGUUGGUUUAAUCAACAAUUCUGCUAUAAGCGAGGCUAACCCCUCAAGGAGUGCACAAUGCCCAGAUCUAAUCCCACUUCCGGAUACAUUAACACUAGUGCAAUCUCCACCUGAAGUCGAACAACUGCUAUUUUGCAGUCCACAUGGGUAUAUGCAAGAAAACUUGCCAAACAUACAAUCAGAUCAACCAUUUUUGUUCGAUCAAAACAUGUUGGAUGCUUUUCAAGAGCAAGAUGUAUUUACAAUGCAAGAUCAGCAAUUCUUAUACAAUCCACAUGGGUCAUUACAAGGAAACACAAACGGUCAACUAGAGCACCAAUCUUUGUUCAGCCAGAAAACAAUGAAUCAUUUUCAGGAACCAAAUGAUUCUGCAAUGCAAGAUCACAAUUUCGGAUGCAAUCCACAUGGACUUUUACAAGGAAACGCAAACGGACAAUUAGAUCAACAAUCUUUGUUCAAUCAAAAUACGAUGAAUCCUUUUCAGGAACUAAAUGAUUCUACAAUGAUAGGAGUUGGUCAACAAAUCGAGGAAGAAAACAAUGGAUAUGCUCAUCCUGUAAUGACUCAAUCUUUUGGGUUACCAAAUCAUCUCCAAGAGCAGUUUUCAUUACCUUUAUCACAAAGUUACCCAUCAAAUUUAAGGUACCAGAACGGCCUAAUUGAUUCACAUUCCAACAUAUACGACCAGCAACCGCCUCCAUUAGUUCAAGCUAAUAGGGAAGACGAAGCUUUAGUCCCAAGGAUGGUUACAGAGGUGGCUAGGACAUGCCCUCUACAGAAUCAGACUUCUGUGACCCCUCCUCAAUCUCACAUACCGACAAGCUCUACAAGGACAUGCCCUUUACAGAAUCAGAUUUCUGUGACCCCUCCUCUACCUCAAAUACCGUCGAGCUCUACAAGUAGGAAUCAAGGAAACGUGCAAGAGCUACUGAAUAAGCCAUCAUCGGGUGUUAAAUACCCAACCCUCAAAGAUUAUGCACAUCUAUUUCCAAGCACGAAGGCAUUCGCUCCCAUAGAGUUCAACGUUUUGUGGCGUCAACAAGAAAAUAACCCAAGUCGGUUUGAGAGUCGACACAGAAAUGGCCAAAGUCGAUUAUUUGAGCGUAACGUUUUUGGGCGUCGCCAAAGAAAUGAUUCAAGUGGCAUUGAAGAUGUAGAAUCAUCAUCUGCUGCUCAGCGAAGGAGGACCGUCUCGCCAAAAAGAAAUGUUGAUUUAACUGCAGACGACCUUGGUGAUAAAAGGCUACAAAAUAAAUUAUAUGAUCCAUUGUAUGAAAGCCUCGGAUUAAAAAUUGAUCCUCACUUGAGAGUUUUCUUCCCACCCAAAAGAAAUGUUGGUAGAGGACCAAAAGAAAACCAGCGACGGCAAGAACCGGAUGAGAGACCACCGUCCACUGGCAAAAGAGAUCGGAGACUGAUUUAGGAACGUUCCCAAAAUCCGACGAAGGCUCAUCACCAGCGGUUAUGAGAGGAGAACUUUGCGCUACUCUACUCAGCCAACUGUGCAUUGAGGAACUGUAUUCGCUCUCUUUCCCCUAAAUAUUUAUGUUUCAAAUAGACUAUAACUUUGGAACUUUGAAAAUUUACUAAUUUAAGUUUAGAAAAAAAAAGAUUUACUAAUUUAAUAUUAACUAGUUAUUUUGUGAAAUUAUUCUUAGUGCAUGUGUUACCCAAAAAAAAGUGUUGCAAAACAUAUUCUUAGUGCAUAAUCUUCUUUUUAAAAUAAAAUGAUGAUAUCUAAAGAAAAGUUAUAUGAAAUUAUUUACAAUACGUAAAAACUUGAAGUUGUUAUUGAUACGUUUGACUAUUGCAAUAUAUUGGAUGUGUUAUGAUCAAUUUACAUGGUGAUACGUUGCUAGAAGUCCCCCUAGAGGCCACUUAACAUAUAGGAGAAAGGUAACACGCAGAAACGAUUUGUAGCGCCGCAAAAUCAUUGGAAACACCAUGAACCUAGAAACCGCUCAAGUUUGGCUAACACUAUUAGCUAAUGAUGACUGAUAAGACAUAUCAGACAUAGAUAACCAACUCAUGGACAAGAUCGUCGACCAUUCCUCCAAUAAAUAGAAGAUGGGAGAGAUCGAGAGAGAGCUACAAAAAAAGGAAGA
Brassica rapa (field mustard) is the source of this 11727-nucleotide messenger RNA. RefSeq lists its product as uncharacterized. Lineage: Eukaryota; Viridiplantae; Streptophyta; Magnoliopsida; Brassicales; Brassicaceae. The record is from RefSeq and is a predicted model, not a curated record.